Messenger RNA from Lotus japonicus, 4732 nucleotides. Its product is annotated as MAP3K epsilon protein kinase 1-like. Bases 202 to 4422 code for a protein of 1406 amino acids. Gene Ontology annotation, cellular component: cytoplasm. The transcript has 24 exons. Gene Ontology annotation, biological process: protein phosphorylation. Gene Ontology annotation, molecular function: protein binding; ATP binding; protein serine/threonine kinase activity. The record is from RefSeq and is a predicted model, not a curated record. NCBI's taxonomy places the organism in Eukaryota, Viridiplantae, Streptophyta, Magnoliopsida, Fabales, Fabaceae.
UCUUCAUUUCAUUUUAAAUUAUCAGUUUAUGUGUAUAUAUAUAUAUAUAUACAUUCUCAUUAAUUAAUUAAUUAAUUAACGUGCGUUCUCUUCUCCGGCGUCAAUUCUCAAUUCCUUUGCCAUGCGUGGCUUCCUCCGUCGUCAUCUCUGCUAGGGUUUGCUUUCUCCGAUCUCCGCCGCACCACCACCACCACCGCAGAGAUGUCGCGCCAGUCGACGUCGUCUGCGUUCACCAAAUCGAAGACGCUCGAUAACAAAUAUAUGCUGGGAGAUGAGAUUGGGAAAGGAGCUUAUGGUCGAGUGUACAAAGGUUUGGACCUGGAGAAUGGAGAUUUUGUUGCAAUUAAGCAAGUUUCUUUGGAGAAUAUUGCUCAGGAGGAUCUUAACAUCAUUAUGCAAGAGAUUGAUUUGUUAAAGAAUUUGAACCACAAAAACAUUGUAAAGUAUCUUGGAUCCUUAAAGACAAAGAGUCACCUGCACAUAAUUCUUGAGUAUGUGGAGAAUGGCUCACUUGCAAAUAUUAUCAAGCCAAAUAAAUUUGGACCCUUUCCAGAAUCAUUGGUUGCUGUUUAUAUUGCCCAGGUGUUGGAAGGCUUGGUUUAUCUGCACGAGCAAGGUGUUAUCCAUCGGGAUAUUAAGGGUGCAAACAUAUUGACAACUAAAGAGGGUCUUGUCAAACUUGCUGAUUUUGGUGUGGCAACAAAAUUAACAGAGGCUGAUAUUAAUACCCAUUCAGUUGUUGGAACACCAUACUGGAUGGCCCCAGAGGUUAUAGAAAUGUCCGGGGUUUGCGCAGCUUCUGACAUUUGGAGUGUUGGCUGUACGGUUAUUGAACUUCUUACAUGUGUUCCUCCUUACUAUGACUUGCAGCCUAUGCCAGCUCUUUUCCGAAUUGUACAGGAUGAGCAACCUCCAAUUCCUGAUAGCCUUUCACCUAACAUUACUGACUUUCUGCAUCAGUGCUUUAAGAAGGAUGCAAGACAAAGGCCUGAUGCGAAAACGCUGCUGUCUCACCCCUGGAUCCUAAACUGUAGACGUGUCCUGCAGUCUUCUCUUCGUCAUAGCGGAACAUUAAGAACUAUAAAGGAUGAUGGUUCUGCAGUUGCAGAAGUUUCUGGUGGCGACCAUAAGAGCACUGGUGAAGGAUCUUCUGUGGAGAAAGAGGACUCUGCAAAAGAGUUUUCAACUGGGGAAGCUAAUAGCAGGAAAUCUCAUGAAGACAACGCUUCAGAUUCUAAUUUUUCCAACGAGAGAACAGAGAAGGAAGAUGAUAUUCCAUCAGAUCAGGUUCUUACUUUAGCCAUUCGUGAGAAGUCAUUUCUACGAACUGGUUCUGGCAAUCUCUCUUCUAGUAUAGAAGUGGUUAGUGCUGAGCCAACUGGCACUGAAACUUCAAAUGCUAAAGACCUUCAUGAAGUCAUAAUGAAUGGAGAAGUUGAAUCUCCACAAUCAAGAGGAAAGGCUAAUAUGGCUGUAGGAAAAGACAGUUCUAUCAAUAAUCGCACUAAACCAUUUGCUUUUGAACCAAGAGGACAAGAUAGUGGUUCCCUAAAGGCAAUGAAGAUACCGCCCCCUGUGGAAGGAAAUGAGCUGAGUAGAUUUAGUGACCCUCCAGGAGAUGCCUACUUAGAUGACUUAUUUCAUCCAUCAGAUAAGCAAUCUGGGGAGGUUGUGGCUGAGGCAUCCACAUCUACAUCUACUUCACAUAUAGCUAAAGGUAAUGUAUCUAUGAAUGAUGGUGGGAAGAAUGACCUUGCCAAAGAGUUGAGGGCUACAAUUGCUCGAAAGCAAUGGGAGAAGGAGAGUGAAAUUGGGCAGGAAAACAAUGGUGGGAACCUUUUACACCGAGUGAUGAUAGGUGUUCUAAAAGACGAUGUUAUUGAUAUAGAUGGUUUGGUCUUUGAUGACAAACUUCCUGGAGAAAACCUUUUUCCUCUACAGGCCGUUGAGUUCAGCAAAUUAGUUGGUUCUUUAAGAACAGAAGAAUCAGAAGACGUGAUUGUCUCUGCUUGUCAGAAACUUAUUGGUAUAUUUCAUCAACGCCCAGAGCAGAAGAUUGUAUUUGUUACCCAGCAUGGUUUACUUCCUUUGACUGACUUGCUAGAAGUUCCUAAAACGCGCGUCAUAUGUUCUGUGCUUCAGCUUAUAAAUCAAAUAGUUAAAGACAACACUGAUUUUCAAGAAAAUGCAUGUCUUGUUGGAUUGAUUCCGGCAGUCAUGAGCUUUGCAGUAUCUGAUCGUCCUCGAGAGAUUCGUAUGGAAGCGGCUUAUUUUUUACAGCAGCUUUGUCAGUCAAGUUCUUUGACAUUACAAAUGUUUAUAGCUUGCCGUGGGAUACCUGUUUUGGUGGGAUUUCUUGAGGCUGAUUAUGCCAAGUACAGGGAGAUGGUUCAUCUGGCUAUUGAUGGCAUGUGGCAGGUGUUUAAACUUCAGCAGACAACGCCUAGAAAUGAUUUUUGUCGGAUAGCUGCAAAAAAUGGGAUACUCCUUAGGCUUAUAAAUACCCUUUAUAGCUUAAAUGAGUCAACUCGAUUAGCUUCUAUGUCUGCUGGGGGUGGAUUUCUGGCUGAUGGUUCGGCUCAACGGCCACGUUCUGGUAUCUUGGAUCCUGCACACCCUUUUAUGAAUCAGAACGAUGCACAGCUAUCUUCAGCAGAUCAGCAAGAUCUCUCUAAAGUGAGGCGUGGUGUGCUGGAUCAUCACUUAGAGCCUAUGCAUGCUUCGUCUUCCCAUCCUCGAAGAUCAGAUGCUAACUACCCAACGGAUGUUGAUAGACCUCAAUCGAGCAAUGCAGCAGCUGAAGCUGUGUCACUGGGGAAGAGUUUGAAUCUCACUUCGAGGGAAUCUUCAGUAGUUGCAUUGAAAGAGCGAGAGAAUGUGGAUCGUUGGAAAACUGAUCCUUCUCGGGCUGAAGUUGAACCCAGACAGCAGCGUAGUAGUAUUUCUGCUAACAGGACAUCAACAGAUAGGCCUCCAAAAUUGGCAGAACCUUCUUCGAAUGGGCUAUCAAUGACAGGAGCUACACAGCAAGAACAAGUUAGGCCUCUUCUUAGCUUGUUGGAGAAAGAGCCUCCAUCUGGACGCUUUUCAGGACAGCUUGAGUAUGUCCGUCAGUUUUCAGGAUUAGAGAGACAUGAAAGUGUACUCCCUUUGUUACAUGCCACUGAAAAGAAAACAAAUGGUGAACUAGACUUUUUGAUGGCAGAAUUUGCAGAUGUUUCUCAACGUGGGAGGGAAAAUGGAAAUCUUGACUCCAGUGCUAGAGUGUCUCACAAAGUUGCUCCCAAGAAAUUAGGGACUUUUGGUUCUAGUGAAGGAGCUGCUUCUACAUCUGGGAUUGUAUCUCAGACAGCAUCAGGUGUACUGUCUGGUUCAGGUGUUCUAAAUGCUAGACCAGGUAGUGCUACUUCAUCUGGGCUACUUUCCCACAUGGUUUCAUCAUUGAAUGCAGAUGUUGCAAGAGAGUACCUGGAAAAAGUGGCAGAUCUUCUGCUUGAAUUUGCACAAGCUGACACAACAGUGAAGUCGUACAUGUGUAGCCAAAGUUUGCUUAGUCGUCUUUUCCAGAUGUUCAAUAGGGUGGAGCCUCCUAUUUUGUUGAAGAUACUGAAGUGUAUCAAUCAUCUGUCAACUGAUCCAAAUUGCUUAGAAAAUCUUCAGCGUGCUGAAGCCAUUAAACACUUGAUACCAAAUCUUGAACUCAAAGAAGGGACUCUUGUAUCAGAGAUACAUCAUGAAGUUCUGAACGCACUGUUCAAUUUAUGCAAGAUAAAUAAGAGAAGACAGGAACAAGCAGCUGAAAAUGGAAUCAUUCCCCAUUUGAUGCAAUUCAUCACAUCAAAUUCUCCCCUGAAACAAUAUGCGUUGCCUCUGCUAUGUGACAUGGCUCAUGCAUCUCGCAACUCAAGGGAGCAGUUAAGGGCUCAUGGUGGUUUGGAUGUCUAUUUGAACCUUCUUGAGGAUGAACUUUGGUCUGUGACAGCACUAGAUUCAAUUGCUGUUUGCUUAGCCCAUGACAAUGACAACAGGAAGGUUGAACAAUCAUUGCUGAAAAAGGACGCAGUUCAGAAGCUUGUGAAGUUCUUCCAGAGCUGUCCUGAGCAACAUUUUGUACACAUAUUGGAGCCAUUUUUGAAAAUCAUCACAAAAUCUUCCCGGAUCAAUACCACAUUGGCUGUUAACGGAUUAACACCAUUGCUCAUUGCAAGGCUUGAUCAUCAGGAUGCUAUAGCUCGUCUUAAUUUACUCAGGCUAAUAAAGGCUGUUUAUGAGCAUCAUCCGCAGCCCAAGAAGCUGAUUGUGGAGAACGAUCUUCCUGAGAAACUUCAAAACUUAAUAGGGGAACGGAGAGAUGGACAAGUGUUGGUGAAACAGAUGGCUACUUCAUUGCUUAAAGCUCUACACAUCAACACCGUAUUGUAAAUUUAGAUUUACAUGGUCAUUUUCUUUAAUGUAUAUUUAGAUUUUAUUGGGGAAAGAUACUUAUCCUUGUAUAUAAGUUUCCCCUUAUAUUUUCUCGGUUUGCUUAUUUUACUGUUUGGUUGAGUGAGAAAAAUUAGCAUAGGCUGAGGUAUGUUUUUGACUCUCUUGGAUAGUAUUUUUGUUGGUGGCUGAUUUUUCCGGCUUGAGUUGCCGAAAUGUUUUUGCUUUUUUGGCCAACUGUAUAGUUCUUUUAGUAUGGAUGCGAGGUGGAAAAUUUUCUGGUGCUAUCAAGAACUAUUUGUUUAUUGAA